AACCCCAUGAUCUUGACGAACAUCCUGUCGUCGCCUUACUUCAAAGUGCAGCUCUACGAGCUCAAGACCUACCACGAGGUGGUGGACGAGAUCUACUUCAAGGAUUGACUCAGUCUUGCAGCGAGGCUCGGAGCAGCCCAGGGUCGCAGGUAGAGGUCACACAUGUUGAACCAUGGGAGAAAGGAAGCAGGAAGACAGCGGGCCAAACAGGGAUGUGCGGAGGGGUUCGCGAGGUGUUAACAGGAGGAAUUGUUUCUACAGCUUUUUGCCUGUUAUACAAAUUAUUUACUCUGAAGUUAACUCGCAAGCAAGUGAUGGGUCUCAUAACCCACACAGACUCUCCGUAUAUUAGAGCCCUCGGAUUUAUGUACAUAAGGUACACACAGCCCCCUACAGAUCUAUGGGAUUGGUUUGAGUCCUUCCUUGAUGACGAAGAGGACCUAGAUGUGAAGGCUGGCGGAGGCUGUGUAAUGACCAUUGGAGAAAUGUUGCGGUCUUUUCUCACAAAACUGGAGUGGUUUUCUACCUUGUUUCCAAGAAUUCCAGUUCCCGUUCAGAAGAAUAUCGAUCAACAGAUUAAAACCCGGCCGAGAAAAAUCAAGAAAGAUGGGAAGGAGGGCGCUGAGGAAAUAGACAGACAUGUUGAACGAAGGCGUUCAAGGUCUCCAAGGAGAUCACUAAGCCCACGGAGGUCCCCAAGAAGAUCAAGAAGUCGAAGCCAUCAUCGGGAGGGCCAUGGGUGUUCUAGUUUUGAUCGAGAAUUAGAAAGAGAGAAAGAACGCCAGCGUCUAGAGCGUGAAGCCAAAGAAAGAGAGAAAGAAAGGCGAAGAUCCCGGAGUAUUGAUCGGGGCUUAGAUCGCAGGCAUAGCAGGAGAAGGGAAAGGCAUAGAAGUCGCAGUCGGAGUCGUGAUAGGAAAGGAGACAGAAGGGACAGGGAUCGGGAAAGAGAAAAAGAAAAUGAGAGGGGUAGAAGGCGCGAUCGUGACUAUGACAAGGAAAGAGGUAAUGACCGAGAAAAGGAGCGAGAGAGAUCAAGAGAACGGUCCAAGGAGCGGAGAAGUAGGGGCGAGGUGGAAGAAAAAAAACAUAAAGAAGACAAAGAUGAUAGGCGGCACAGGGAUGACAAAAAAGAUUCCAAAAAAGAGAAAAAACACAGUAGAAGCAGAAGCAGAGAAAGGAAGCAUAGAAGUAGGAGUAGAAGUAGGAAUGCAGGGAAACGGAGUAGAAGCAGGAGCAAGGAGAAAUCCAGUAAGCACAAGAGCGAAAGCAAGGAGAAGUCAAAUAAACGAAGUCGGAGUGGCAGUCAAGGAAGAACUGACAGUGCUGAAAAAAGAAAACGAGAGCGGAGCCCCAGCAAAGAUAAAUCUAGAAAGCGUAGCGGCAGCAAAGAACGUGCCCACAAACGGGAUCACAGUGAUAGCAAGGACCAGUCUGACCAACACGAUCAGCGAAGGAGCCAAAGCGCAGAACCAGAGAGCCAAGAAAAACCACAAAAAAACAAAGACGAGACUGUGUGAACAUGCUUUGUGAAAGUGGAUCACAUUGAAUCCUAUAAAUCUUUGAUUAAAUCUGCUUUUUCCCCUCCCGAGUUGAGAUUGUUGCGGUAGUGCGUAGUCUUCAAGCUCCCGUAGGCUGCAUUUUCAUUUCCUCUUUUGUUUAGGGAAGUGCCUUUGUAAUCCCAUUUAUUGCAUUGAUGUUUUCACCCAAUUGUUGAGUUUGAUACAUGAUGCACAGAUUGUUCUUGCAUUUUUACUGUUUAGUUUUUGAAAUGUACAGUCUGUACAUAUGUCCUGAAAAUGUUUUACUUUCUUUGGCAUGGUUGCCAUGUUGGUUAAAUUUGUAUAAGGCAAUAAACUGCCACUAAUUCUAUUUUUGUUUGUAGGUGUGGGAUUAUGGUUUGUGUACUGAAGUUUAGCAUGGCUGUGCUUUUCGUAAUAGAAUGCUAAAGACUUUGACAAUGGAUCUUGGAUGUUUGUUAUAGGAAAAUGCUUUCGAUGUACAUGAAGGCAGCAGUUGUAGGAUUAACAUUCUUGUCCACUGUAUAUUAUCUUGGAAGACUCUUGUUAAUAUGUUAUACUUAAUAUUCUCCACAGUAACUUUAGAGAGAAUUUAUGAGUAGUUUCUGAUACAGAGGUUUAAAUUAGGCUGUGAUGUGAUCAAAAGUCCUUUUAGCAUUCUACCUCAAAGGGACACUGUUAGUAUGCCUAAAAUUUAUUCACGUAGUUUUUUUAAUUGAAAAAAUACAUGACAUGUAUCUUUUUUUAAUUUCUCAGAUUUUAAAGUACUAUAUUAAAGGGAAAAAAACGUCUAAAGCCCAGCAUUCUUGCAGCAACCCUGUACUAACAUGAAAUUGGGAGAGGGUGGGGCAGAUGAGUAGAGAACUAGAUUCAAGCCUCAAGCUUCCAAAGCAUUUUUAUAAAUGGAAAAUACUUAAAUUAUAAAACAGCUUGAUAUAGUGUCCUUUUUUUAAAAUUCAAAACUUUUUUAUUGAUAAUGAAGAUUGCUGUUUGAGUUUUUAAACUUAAUGUAGAACAGAGAAGUAUUAAAAGUAAUGCUAUGCUGCAUUAUUUAAGAUUAUUGGCAAAUUAUUUGAUAGAUUGUUCUUAUUACUUGUAUUCUGAUUACAGAGAAGGAUCAUGAGUGUGGAAUAAAUACUGGAUUAAAUCCUU
Messenger RNA from Myotis davidii, 2669 nucleotides. It is a transcript of the gene PRPF38B, whose product is annotated as pre-mRNA processing factor 38B. Gene Ontology annotation, cellular component: precatalytic spliceosome. Bases 213 to 1517 code for a protein of 434 amino acids. The transcript is spliced from 7 exons. NCBI's taxonomy places the organism in Eukaryota, Metazoa, Chordata, Mammalia, Chiroptera, Vespertilionidae. The record is from RefSeq and is a predicted model, not a curated record.